Molecule: messenger RNA, 2726 nt
Organism: Cydia amplana
Lineage: Eukaryota; Metazoa; Arthropoda; Insecta; Lepidoptera; Tortricidae
Product: leucine-rich repeats and immunoglobulin-like domains protein 2
Exons: 12
Coding region: 521-1963 (480 amino acids)
Molecular function (GO): protein binding
Source: RefSeq, a predicted model, not a curated record
UUGAAAUGUCACAAGGGUGCGAAUUUCAUAGUAAAGGAGGCUUCGAGCGCGGGGGUGAAGAGAGCAAGGGGCGCUAGGGACGCGGGAGGGGUGAGAGGCCCAGAGUCAAGCACGCGACAGCGGCGGGCGAACGCCGCGCUACCCUCCGCGGCUCACGGAAACUACUCACUGGAAAACCGGUAAACUGCCCAAACUGUGAGAUAAACCCGUGUUAAAAAAAAUGCCCAAAAAUUAACUGUGAGUGCUCCCGCGUCUUUGUCGCCUGUUGCGCCCAUCUGCCGCCUUCUCUUGACUACAUUCAACUUCCAAGGCCGCGCCUCUGUGGCCUCAUCGAUAAUUUAGGGUACGCAGUCAUAAUCAACAAUUAUUAAGCGAAACAUUCCAAAGCUCGCUGAAAUAACAGGGUGGUUCGGGGAGGACUGUGAAUAUGACCUAGUGCCCCAUGACUGCGGCACACCCCUCUCCUCCACGCCACACGCGCUCGCCAACCUGACACAUUCCGAAACACUCGUAAACCAGUAUGAUUUGGCGUUGGCUGCUGGUAUGCUGCGUGGCGCUGUGCGCGCGGCCCGCGUACCCGCAGGGCGCGCAGCAGUGCCCGGCGGCCAACACCAUGACCCCCUGCACGUGUACCGUCAAGAAGAACGGCCUGGACAUACUUUGCGAGUUCACCGAGCAACAGCAUAUACAAAAGGCUAUGAACACGCUUCGCUCCAAGCCAAUGAUAAUUUUCUACCUAAAGUUGAGGCACAACAACCUGGCGAAGCUUCCAUCGUACAUAUUCCUGGGCUUGGACAUCCGCCACUUGACCGUGCACAACAGUAGCCUGGCAGUCAUAGAGGACUCUUCAUUAAGUUCAAUUGGUAACAAGCUGACACAGUUGGACGUAUCGCAGAACAGCCUCGCUACGAUACCAACAUCCUCAUUCGCGCAUCUUAACCAUCUGCUCAUUCUCAACAUGAACCAUAAUAAGGUGACAGCGGUCCACAAUAGAGCCUUCGUGGGCCUGGAUACGCUGGAGAUCUUGACGCUCUACGAGAACAGGAUCUCUGUGGUUGACGGCGAGGCGUUCAAAGGCCUAGAGAAGAAGCUGAAGAGAUUGAAUCUCGGCGGGAACGAGUUAACGGCGGUGCCGCAAAAGGCGCUCGCGCUCCUCGAGAACAUGAAGAAACUGGAAAUGCAGGAAAACCGCAUCACUUCUAUCUCGGAAGGAGAUUUUGCAGGCAUGCGGAACCUGGACUCGCUGGGGCUGGCGCACAACCAGCUGCGUGAGGUGCCGGCGCAGGUCUUCUCGCACCUCUCGCUGCUCAACUCGCUGGAGCUCGAGGGCAACCUCAUCCAGAGGAUCGACGAGAAAGCCUUCGCGGGACUUGAAGAAAACCUGCAAUACCUCCGGCUGGGCGACAACCGCCUGCACGAGAUCCCGUCCGAGGCGCUGCGGCCGCUGCACCGCCUGCGCCACCUGGACCUCCGCUCCAACAACAUCACGUACAUCGGCGAGGACGCCUUCACCGGCUACGGGGACUCCAUCACAUUCCUCAACCUCCAGAAGAAUAUGGUCCACCAGCUGCCGACAAUGGGCUUCGACAACCUCAACUCGCUGGAGACGCUCAACCUGCAGAACAACAAGCUGCAGCACAUCCCCGAGGAGAUCAUGGAGCCAAUCCUGGACACGCUGCGAGUCGUUGACAUUAUGGACAACCCGCUGAUCUGUGACUGCGAGCUGGCCUGGUACGAGGCGUGGCUGGCAGGACUGCGCGACCGCGACGACGAGAUGAUGCAGAAGAAACGCACCGUCUGCACUAUGGUCACCGAGCACCGCGAGUACAGCGUCGCCAAGAUGCCACUCGAAAAAAUGAAUUGCAAGAGGAAACCUGCCUACGACCGCCCCAACAGCGCACUCCGCUGUGGCGUCUCCGUCACUCACGUCCUCCUUGCAACCGUCACCAGGUGGCUCUACUAAACGUAAAUAUACACGCUUAAGUUAACCCUUUUAAGUUUCAGCCAAGGCUGCCUUCAAGCUAGCUGUGGCCGGAUAGCUCGAAGUCCCCCUUCGCUUUAUACUCGGUUCGAUAUUUAGUAACGUGAUGAAUUUGUGCGAAAACUCGAUACAUAUCAAUUUGGGCUGAUAAAUUAGUAUUUUGGAGCGGUAGCUUGUGAUAGUAAAGGUUUUAAAGAGUUAAAAGUAAGUGUGAUACUGUGAGUAUUUUUACAUUUUAGAAGACCUCUUACGGCAUGCCUUACUAAUGAGUAAUGUAACAACCAAAGCGUAGUAGUAUAUUAUCGACUACAGUUCGGCAUUUUAUUAGUAUCACUGGAGAUGUGCUUCAUUCUAAAAGAGAUGCGUUGACGCAUCACAUAAUUAUUUGUACGGACUUUGCAUGAACCGUUUUAUGUGAUUACAACAUAAAAAGCUAUACAACUUAGGCACAAAUAUGAUUUGAAACUUUACACAACCUUAAUAUUUUAAAUGAGAACUUCUAAUAUUUUUUAUAGUUUAUCCAUACAAUUUAAAACGUAACCUUAUAAAUACUUACUAGGAAAGCUUUUGCGCAUUUACGAUGUUGACUAUAAAAUAAUAUUACUGUAUUCUACUCUUAUAUCGUGCGAGAUGAGUGGGGCUCGUAUAUUUUAGUUUGCCAUCUAAACUAUUACCUUUUCUUAAUUAUUACACUUUCUGUGAUUCUGGAUUUAUUUCUUCCAAUUAUCUACCUCUAUUUUUCUAU